Messenger RNA from Pseudonaja textilis, 1221 nucleotides. NCBI's taxonomy places the organism in Eukaryota, Metazoa, Chordata, Lepidosauria, Squamata, Elapidae. The record is from RefSeq and is a predicted model, not a curated record.
ACACACCAAAGAUUGCUUUUGGUUUAUGAAAGACCAGUGUGGAUAAAAACACAGAGAAGUGGAAACAGCAAACUUCAGUGGUCAUCCCGUGACCAGAGAAACGGAUAAAUACACUGGUUGCCGUUCAGGAGAGGAGAGGUGAUCGCAGGAGAACUCCUUUUGACUUGAGAUUCCUGGAGGCAGUCUGAGUGCAAAAGAAGUAAAUAAACCUUUUGGCCCUUCGCUCAUUUUCCCUACAACAACCGUGUGAGAUGGGUGGGCUGAAAGAACAACUGGUCUAUAGCGCGAUGCAGUCGAAAUAAAGAGAGCGAAGGCGAUCCUGCGCCGCUCCUCUCUCUUCCCAGGGCAGCCUUCAUUCCUCCGCGGCCCCGGGCAGAAACGGACCGGAGUGAGGCAGGCGCCGCUUUCGGCGAGGCUUUGCCUACGGCUGGAAGGAGGCGAAAGGCCUCCGCUUCGCUCUGCCCAACCGCCCGGGGCUUCCACGGUCCUCGGAGAGACGCCGCGGGCGAGCCGUUGCGCGCCCCCGAAGGCCCCUCUGCAGCCCACGACGUCGGGGCUGGGCGCCCUCCGGCGGACAGAGGCGUCGGGGACCCCGAUGACCUCCGGCCCUGCCCGCCCGGAUUUCCGCUCCGCUCCCCUCCGCUGGGACCGAACCCGCCCGGCCAUGAACGGUAGCGAGGCGGUGAGGCUGCUGGAUGCCGUUGACUUCGCGGCCCGCAAGCACUCUGGGCAGCGGCGCAAAGAUCCGGAGCGGACGCCCUACAUCAACCACCCCAUCGGCGUGGCGCAGAUCCUGGCGCAGGAGGCCGGCGUGGCCGAUGUGGCGGUGCUGCAGGCCGCGCUGCUGCACGACACGGUGGAGGAUACGGACACCACCUUCGCGGAGAUCGAGCAGCGCUUCGGGCCGGAGGUGCGGCGCCUGGUGGAGGAGCUGACCGACAACAAGGCGCUGCCCCAGGCCGAGCGGAAACGCCUGCAGGUGGAGCGCGCGGCGGGGCUGAGCGCCGGGGCGCGGCUGGUGGCGCUGGCCGACAAGCUGUACAACCUGCGCGACCUGGACCGGCGCGUGCCCGAGGGCUGGUCCGAGCAGCGCGUGCGCGAGUACUUCGCCUGGGCGGCACGCGUAGCCGACCCCCUCCGCGGGAGCUGCCCGGCGCUGGAGGAGCCCCUGUGGCGGCUGCUGGCUACCAGGGGCGUCGCGCGCUAGCCCGGAAGCAUCGC